AUGGAAUCGGGUGCUUACCCAGUUGGUUACCGAUUUCAUCCUACAGACCUGGAAUUGGUGGCUUACUACCUCCACAACUGGGUUGCCAUGGUUGAUCAGUUUCGCUUGAGUCCAAUCUUUGAUUUUCCUGAUUUCUAUGGCAAAAAUGAGCCCUGCCUCAUUUGGGACAUGUUCCAUGCCCAAUCCAAUAGUACUAUGAAGGAGGAGGAGGAAGAACCUCUAUAUUUCUUCACUCAUCACAAGAAAUUGAAUCCCAAAGCAAAAAAAUUUGAUAGGAAAGUGGGAUCGGGAACAUGGAGUGCCCAGUAUUCAAAAAAUGUUGUUGCUGCUGAUGAUAGUGUUGUUGGACUUAAGAGAGAAUUUUGGUAUGAGGGUGGAUCUGAUCCACAUCAAAAUGGGGCUUGGUUGAUGUAG
Molecule: messenger RNA, 414 nt
Organism: Rosa chinensis
Lineage: Eukaryota; Viridiplantae; Streptophyta; Magnoliopsida; Rosales; Rosaceae
Product: NAC domain-containing protein 101-like
Exons: 1
Coding region: 1-414 (137 amino acids)
Biological process (GO): regulation of DNA-templated transcription
Molecular function (GO): DNA binding
Source: RefSeq, a predicted model, not a curated record